Molecule: messenger RNA, 5407 nt
Organism: Malania oleifera
Lineage: Eukaryota; Viridiplantae; Streptophyta; Magnoliopsida; Santalales; Ximeniaceae
Product: mediator of RNA polymerase II transcription subunit 19a-like
Exons: 7
Coding region: 228-887 (219 amino acids)
Biological process (GO): positive regulation of transcription by RNA polymerase II
Cellular component (GO): mediator complex
Molecular function (GO): transcription factor binding; transcription coregulator activity
Source: RefSeq, a predicted model, not a curated record
CGAAACUCCCUCAGUCCUCGCAACAAGCCCUAGGUUCUUACAGCAACGUUACCUGUCGCCGUGGACCGGAGGAGGACGACCUCCGACGACCUUCCGCCGACGAAUAGGAAAUACGAAGAGGUACGAAGGAGAAUCGAACAGUUUUGAUGAUACUGGUGCGACUCAUUCCAGCUACUGAAAGUCCUAUAAAGGUGAUGAUGGUCCAUGUCUUUAUGAGACAUUGAUUGAUGGAUCUUGAAGGAAAGAAGUUUGGAAGAGGGCCAAGGGAACUAACUGGUGCCGUGGAUCUUAUAAACCAUUACAAGUUGCUGCCUCACCAUGAGUUUUUCUGCAAGAAAUCACUUCCUUUGUCAAUUUCAGACACACACUAUCUUCACAAUGUAGUGGGUGAUACGGAAAUCAGGAAAGGGGAGGGAAUGCAAUUGGAUCAGCUUAUUGAGAAUACUUCCUAUUCAAGAGAUUCAAAUGCACGAAUACAGCCGUUUGACCUAGACAUUCUAAGCGAAGCUUUUCAACUGAGAGAGACAACACCUGUUGAUCUGCCUCCUGCAGAGAAAGGGGUUCCCACCAUUUCAGGAAAAUCUAGAAGUGAGUCCAAAGACAAGGAGAGGAAGCACAAAAAGCACAGGGACAAAGAUAAAGAGAAGGAUAAGGAACAUAAGAAGCACAGACACCGUCAUAAAGAUCGAAGUAGAGAUAAGGACAAGGAGAAAAAAAAGGAUAGAAGUGGGCAUCAUGAUUCUGGUGCUGAUCACUCAAAGAAACACCACGAAAAGAAGAGGAAGCAUGGCGGUGAUGAAGAUCUUAGUGACAUGCACAGACACAAGAAAAGUAAGCAUAAGAGCUCAAAGAUUGACGAGAUGGGUGCCAUAAAGGUAGCAGGCUGAAAAUUGGAAUGUAGUCUAGUUUAUUUGUUGUCUUCAGAUCAUUGCUGUGGAAAAUUUGGAAGGGGAUUUCACUUAGUGUUGUACAAUUUCUUGAGGUACAAACAACCAUAACUUGCUAUUCUAGCUAAUAUUCGUUCUUCUUUCUUGUAUAAUUUUUUGCUAUAAUCUGUUGAAUUUUCAGUGGGGUGGACCUAUAGGAAAACACUGUGUAGACUUGCACUGGUUGAAGGCCUCCAUGUAGUUUCAGUUUGAGGAUUAACAUGUCCAAAAGAAGUUUAGCUGCUAUUAAUUUUAGUCUGGAGGUGCUGUUGGAUGAUGAUACUAAUUUUAGCUUGAAUUCUGAUUAGGGGUUUCAUUAUGUGGCAAUCCUUGUUCAUAUAGCUGUAUAGGAUCCUGUAAUUGUUCUAAUGAUGCUGCUAAUUUUAGUUUGAAUUCUGAUUAUGGGUUCCAUUAUGUGGUAAUCCUUGUUUGAUAACUGUGUAGGAUCCUGUAGUUAAAAAUUUUCUUAGCAUCUUAAUAGUUAGAAGGGUGUUUCUUCUUUUUUGGGGGUUGUGCUUCUAUAAUCCAGCUUUCUUGCUAUUGUUCCUCAUUUCUUUGGGUGACAGAUUGGUUGGAGAAAAAUUGAUGAGAGAUUUCCUUUGGCACAGUGUGGGGAAUGAGGGUGAUAAUUUGCUUGGUUGGAAAGCAUGUAUGGGUCUAAAUUUUCGGUGAGAUUCAGGUCUUGGCAAAUUCUUGUCCAAGAACAUUGCUCCUGUGGGAAGUGGUUAUAAUGAUUUUCCUUGGAAACAAACUCCCUUUGGCUAAAGUAAUAAAGACUUUACUCCAGAGAUGGUGCUAUGCUAGCGUUGCUAGGAGUUUGGAAAGAGAUGAUCUAUAGAGGGUCAUGGUUGCUAAGUUUCCACUCGAGGGGUGGGGGUUUUUAGGGUUUGGAUUUGUAGGCAAUAAAUCACUCUUAUGAUGAGGAGUUUGGCUGUCCAUUUUGAAGGAGUGGGCUUCCUUGGCUUAUGUGGUUUCAUUAGAGUAUGAUGCCCCUUCCAGAGCUGCCUUUUUUUUUUUUCUGCUCAGCCUGGGCAGUGGCUUGUAUCUUGAUGGCUGAUAAUUUGGAAAGCUAGAGGUCCAUCAAGGACGUGGCAAACCUUUGUUUGGUUGGUAAUCCUUAAUAUAGUAGGUUAACACCAUCAUCCUAUUGUAGGUUAACACAACAAAUUUUCUUUUCUUUUCCUUUUUUUUUUUUUUUUUCUUUCAAGAGGUUGUGUUGUGUUUCUAUCCUUUUCUAAAUAUGCUUAUUCUUAUGUUAAAAAUAAAUUACAAUAAUAUUAAAGCAUUUGGAUGAGUAUUCAAAUUAAUACAGCACAGAGCUAGAUCUUCUCAAUUUUACUGUAGCAAUAACAGAUAAGUCUAAAAAAAAUGCUUCUUGCGUCUACAGGAAAGAGUCAAUAAGGUAAGAAUCACAUUAUCUGGUCUUUUGACAGUAAGUUCCCUUUUUGGAAAUUUGCUCAGUUGGAUCGGUGGUCAGUGAGGGUAAAGUUAUUACAAGGAUCACUUUUCUUCCUAGAAAAAAGUUAGGACCGUACUUAUUUUGUGUGGGCAGUGGAGGUAGGUGCCCCUAUUGCACCAGAAGAUGAUUAGCUUGAUGGGGUGUGUUUUGCUAUUUCUUCCUUUCAAUCUUGUCAAAAUUGUUAUGCUUUUGAAUUACUUGAAGAAGACAAAGAAAGUUAGAGGGGUGUUUUGCCUAUAAAUAUUAGAAACUUCCCACCAUUGAAAUUCACCUGUCUUUAACACGGUAAAACCAUGCCAAAUUGUUUGUCUCCGAUAAACCCCGAGAUGAUGCAUAGUUUGGUAAUCGUAUUUUUUUUGAGUUACAUGAUCAACAUGUUCAUAUUCUGGCUCAUAGUUUAUGAGGGUUGGUGAUUAUUUAUUUAUUUAUUAUUAUUUUUUGAGUGUGUGUGCUUAGGUGUGAAUGUGGGUACAGGGAAGCAGGGAGAUGUUUAAGCGUCGAAUGUAAGAUGCAUCUAGAAAGUGUCUAUUAUAAUAUUGACAAAAACAUGGACUAUAAAAUACAAUCUAGCAUAUAUCUUAUAGUAUUUUAAAAAAUAUAUUUUUGACUUGUAAACUAAAUUUCAUAAAUAGCUGUAAACUGGCAAUCUGACACAGUUGCUUUGAAGACAGUUUUUCACAAAAAAUUCCAAAGAAGUUGCAGAAUUACAUUGUAAUUCCAUAUAUAUAUAUAUAUAUAAUCCAAGACUGACAUUCUUAAAAUGUACUACUACCGAAAGUAAAUUGAGGUUAAUAAUGAGGGGUUUGAGGAGAGUGAAGCUUUAUUAUGACAGGAGCAAAAUCUGUCAUGAUCAUACUGAGGCUUUGUGAAUAGAUUCUACAUGAAAACUGCCAAAUUGAGGUUCCAAAGUGCUAGCGUCACUUAGUAGUGGAAGUUGCUGUAACUAACUUCCAGGUUUUAGAAUUUGUGAGUGGUUGGUGGUUCGUUCAAUGUAAAACAUUGGCAUCAUGUGAGGGCUGAUUUACUCUAUCUAAAUUGCACAAGUAUAGGAGAAUGGCCAAAAGGAAUGAUACUACCCCUCUUCCCUGGCAGGGAAAAAGAGUGGAGUGUGGAUGGAGAUUCUAAGAGAACAUGAAUCAUAAUGAUCUAAUAGAAUACUCCAUCCCACAUGAUGCAAGUUGGUGAAAACUUGUGCGUGGCCCCAAAUUGCCAUGCUGUGGCAGAUAAUGUGUUUUUUCCCCCCUCCUUCAUAAGGUUGGAGCAUGCCUCGAGGAAGCUUGAGCUGAUGUUACAAACCUGUUAAGUGGUUGAAUCCAAACCAUUGUUUUAAGGGGAAAAAAAACCAUAUUAAUGACUAACAGGAAAAAUUGGGAAUAUCCUUUGAAAAAAUAUGUAUUGGGUGAAAAUAAUAUUUGGACAGUCAUCCAAAGUAUAAGCAAGGUGUUCCUGAACUUGUGUUGUAUGUGCAGGAGUGCUGAAGAUCAUCUGUCCUAAUAUUGUAGUAUGGUGAGGGAGUUAUGAUCUUUAUUCUUAUUUUGUUUUUGGCUUCUCUUAGUGGUGUCUAGACCCCUUCAGGAUGCUAAUGUAUCUGCUUACUGUUGACAUGGGAUGUCAAGUCCAAUAACCUUAGUUGGGAGUAGUGCCCCGCUUUGCCUCAUGGUGCAUUCAGAAAGGAAAAACAGUUGAAGGAUUAGAGCUCUGAAAGCAUUAACAAUUUCUGAGGCUGUUAUGUUGUGGUUGGAGAGUUGGAGUGGAAUUUCUGAAUCUGUUUCUCAUAAUUUCCUUCUGUACAACCUGUUGGAUUUUUUCAAUUAUGGAUCAGAUUAUAACAAAAGCAUCUUACUUAAGCUCAAAUGUGCAACCCUUCCUAUGUUUUCCUUGUUAGGUAUUGUUUUUGUUAUUUUUGUUUGCUUGGAGGAUGCCCCUCUCUCUUUUUUAUCUGUUUCUUCUCCUAAUAAUUUUUUUUUGUCAAAAAAGAAAAUGUAACCCUUAUUGUAAUAAAUCAGUCUUUCUAUGUAAUUAAAUUGUUUCUGUGCAAUUCUAGGACUUGGAAUGAAAACAGUGAGUAAAUGGCCUUGAUGAGUAGAGAAAUGAGUCACCAUCUCCUCGGUUCACUGCUUUUUGUGUAUUUGCAUGCAUAAAUGUGCUUACAAGCUGCAACUCUAGAUGUAUUUUGUGGGAGCUUUACUGUUGAUUUUGCUAGGAUAUGUUAGCCAUAUCAGGUGGGCACAAUGACUUGUGUUGUGGGAAGCUCAGCUCUUCUUUUCCAUCGGCUUAUCAUAUCCUUCCCUGUUGUAUUUUGUGGGAGCUUUACUGUUGAUUUGCUAGGAUAUGUUAGCCAUAUCAGGUGGGCACAAUGACUUGUGUUGUGGGAAGCUCAGCUCUUCUUUUCCAUCGGCUGAUCAUAUCCUUCCCUGUUGUGUACCUAUUUCAGCUUAUUUUUCUUAGAUGUCAAAUUCUGGAUGGGGUAUAAUGCCAUCUUUCUAGUUCAUUGACUAGCAAAGUUAGUACUGCCAUAGAAUUGUUAUCAUUGUCGUUGUUACCGUUACUUCUGAUAUUUUUAUUUAAAAUGGGGAUCUACAGUUCUCUAUAUAUUAGAGUUAUUCCUUAGGCUCCCUAUACAGUUUUGUUAAUGGUGGAAUAAACCAAUAAAAAUGCAAACAAUGCAUGCUAUUGUUUGCGAAGACACUUGUGUUGCUUAACGAUUUUUUCCUCUGCGCAGUGGUAUCUGAAACUUGACUAAAGAUUGCUGAGGUGGUGAAUUCGCUCCAUGAAUAUUUGGAUGCAAGGUACAAUUUGCUGAAAAUGGACUUCUUUGUACCAUAAAGAGUGCCUUAAUAUUAAUUCCAGUAACAUGAGGAACUCUUCAUCCUUCCUUUUUCCAGUUCUUUUUAUAGUGCAUGAAUAUCUCGUAAUAUUCUUCUUUUUUAUUAGAAUCCAAAGCUAAGUUCCAUAUUGGACUGAACUAGAGUUGCAGGUGUAGCUUGAAGAGCUUAUGAAAGAUGGAAAUGUAUUUUGAUUC